CCUGUCUUAAAUGUUAUUAGCACUGUUGUGCAGUUAUUCCUUGCAUUCAAUCUAGGCAAUAUUUUAGCCUAUGCGUCAAACUAUGGCCAAAAUCUAAAACUCGCGUGAACUUAAUUUCACUAACUUACUAAAUAAUCGACGGACUUAAUUUUGUAUACAUUAACAUCGACUAACAGGUGGCUAGUCGUUGCAUGUUUGUACCAAUCUCCUCCCUGUUGUCUCGGUAGACUGUCCAUUCUACUCCCUCUUUUGAAAAGGGGUUCGUCUCUUCUACAUAAUCGACGUGCAGUGCUACGUACCGACGUAAACACGUGUGGGUCCCUGGUUACAGGUUUCUGCUCAUUAUCCCUUCUCCACCAUCCCUCUUGCUCUUUCGCAUCAUUCCCCGACAACAGCAGCGAUGGCGGAACCCGUGGCAUCGGCGGCUAAAGACGCAGCAUCCCCAUCCCCGACUCCAGCCUUUUCCCCGGCAGCUAGCCCAGGAUCUGAGCCUCCUUCAAUGGCGCUCUCUCCUUCAGCAGGAGGUUCUGAACGACUCCUUUUCACCCACGACCUAGUCUCAGGUCGGCAUCGUGGGUCGCUGCGAUUUGGCCUUGUGGUAAUGAUACAUGGCGAGGAUGAUUUUGACUCCGAUUCAGACAUAGAUGUGGACAUAGCCGACGAUGGCGGAGGUAAAGGAGGUGGUGGCUGUGGGCUAUGUGGUGGCCCCGGUAACGCUGAUACAGAGAACGGUGCUGCGGACUCGCGGACACGGCUUCUGGGAAGAGGUUUCGUACGGGUGCAGUGGUAUCCAAAUGGAGUAAAGCAAGACGUUCAUGAAACCAAGCUCAAACUUGAAGAUCGAUCCAUCGUGCCUAGGGACUUUGUACGACGCUUGAAUUCCAAUGAUAAACAGUGUGGCAUAGUGACCAACAUUAACAUUGAGUGUGCAGUGAAACUAGUUGGAACCAACUGCGUCCUGUAUCCCGUCAGUAGUCGAGACUUGCAACACAUAUGGACGUUCAUGUAUGGGGACUACAUAGUCUAUGACUUCUGGUUGGGGAAAGUGUAUGACUUGAGCAACAACAUUAUCUUGAAGCUUUCCAACGGGGCAAGGUGUUCGAUGAGUGAGGAAGAUGGGUCCAAACUCUAUGACGUUUGUCCUCACGUCAGCGACAACGGGCUCUUCUUCGACGAGGCGUACGGGUUCUACCCAGGCCAAGUUUUGAUUGGUCCGUCGAAGGUUUUUGCUAACGUGCAGUGGCUCUAUGGUGUUAAGCCCGUGUUGAGCAAGAAGACCAAGUUCCGGGUGGUAGUGGAGGAGGUGCAGGUGGUUGAGCUGAAAGUGACAUGGAUCACCAAGAGCUACUCCCCCAAGGGCUCCGACAGCGUCUACCCCCCGCCCUCCACCAUCACUCAGGAGAACCUCUGCAAAGUGAAGCGGCUGGGUUACUACGACCACACGCAGAGGCAGCUGGGCGACCGGGCGCUCUACGUGUUCCCAUCCAAGGUGGACGCCACCCGCAUCACCUGCGAGGGGCCAGAGGGGACGCCAGUGCACCCAGAAGACCCCGUCUGCAGGAGGCUGAAGCGGAUUUUCAAGAAAGACCUGGGGAGGAAGACAACGGAGGGUGCAGAUUUGCAUGGCAACCGCCUUCAGUCAGGAGACAAACCUGACCACAUAGAGGGUGAAAAGCAAGAUGGGAUAGGGGAGGCCCCCUUAGUGCCCCGUUGCCCCAACAACGGUCCCGUAGAGCGACCCGACGGGGUCACGGACAAGGAGGUGGAGGCCGGGGAGGAUGGCCAGCUGGGAGACCUGGACACGGACGGCGAGGCGGACGACACGGACGACACGAGCUCCAUCACGUCCUCGGCCAGCUCCACGGCCUCGCUGCAGAGCAUGGGCGGCAUGCCCCCCAACCGCAAGAAGAGCAUCCCACUGUCCAUCCGCAACCUCAAGAGGAAGCACAAGAAGAAGAGGACCAAGUUCUCCCGCGAGUUCAAGCAAGGUGAUAGGGUGGCGGUGGAGGUCGUCUCCACGGUGACCUCGUCUGACGUCAUGUGGAAGGACGGCCGGCUGGAGGCGGGCAUCCGUUCCAAUGACCUCAUCCCCAUCCAGCACCUGGACAACCAUGAGUUCUGCCCAGGGGACUACGUCGUGGACAAGCGCUCUUCCGCUUCUCAAGACCCAGGGCUCUAUGGGGUCAUCCAGUCAGGCGAUCAUAAGGGCAGGACGUGUGGCGUCAAGUGGAUCAAACUCAACGCUGCGGGCGAUGACGUAGAGGUGAUUGGUGAAGAGGAGGAUGUCAGUGUUUAUGACAUCGCUGAUCAUCCAGACUUCCAUUUCCGCACCACGGAUAUUGUCAUCAGAAUAGUCAACCCUGACCAAGAGGACUGCGAAAAUGAUAGUACGUCAGUGGGUCACGUGUCGAGAGUGGACGUCAGCAGUAAGGUGGAGGUGGUUUGGGCUGACAACUCCAAAACUAUCGUACUGCCACAGCACUUGUAUAACGUGGAAUCGGAGGUGGAGGAGACGGACUACACCUCAGUGGAGGGCAGCAGCAGCGGCGCCUCCUCAGAGGAGUGGGAGGACGAGAGCGACAGCUGGGAGACCGUGGAGGAGGAGCAUAAGGAAGACCCGGCCCUCACUCCCACGGCCGCCGCCGCUCUCCCCGAAACCAUGCCCCUGACGCCGGUCAGCGGGGACGCCCCAGGGGCCAUCGCCGCCACCGCGACCCCCGACCCGUCGGCCUCUACGACGCCGGCCGCGGAGGAGAAGUCUGGGAAGGAGGGCACGGCCCGGGGCUUGAGAGAGCUGAAGGAGGCCCUGAAGAUCCUGGAGAGCCUGAAGAACAUGACCGUGGAGCAGCUGUGGACCGGCUCACCCACCUCCCCGACCUCGGCAGAGCCCUCAGCCACCACGACGACCGCCUCUGCCGCCGCCACCACGCCGGUGUCCGAGGGCACCAAGCCCACCAAGGAGAAGCGUUUCCUCGACGACAUCAAGAAGCUGCAGGAGAACCUGAAGAAGACGUUGGACGUCUGCGCCAUCGUGGAGGAGGCACGAAAAGAGGGCGCCGUCGAGGAGGAGAGGCCCGCCGCGACGACGACCGCCACCACCCAGCCGCAGGCGGAGCCGCAGACGCCCGUGCGCUCGGAGUGGCCCAGUGACACGCCGGUGCUGUGCCAGCAGAGUGGCGGCAAGCCUGGCGUCACCUUCACCAGUGCCAAGGGAGAGGUGUUCUCCGUGCUGGACGAGGCACCAGAGAGUCACACUUUUAAGAUAAUGGAGUUCCAGCCGGCCGAGGCCAAGAAGUUCUUCAGCACCGUGAGGAAGGAGAUGGCUCUGCUGGCCACCUCCCUGCCUGAUGGCAUCAUGGUCAAGACCUUCGAGGACCGCAUGGACCUGUUCGCUGCUCUGAUCAAGGGCCCCACACGCACACCCUACGAGGACGGUCUCUUCCUGUUCGACAUUCAGCUCCCCAACAUCUACCCGGCAGUGCCCCCCCUUUUUCGCUACCUGUCCCAGUGCAGUGGCCGUCUAAAUCCCAAUCUCUAUGACAACGGCAAGGUCUGCGUCAGCCUGCUGGGCACCUGGAUUGGCAAGGGCACGGAGAGAUGGACCAGCAAGUCUAGUCUGCUACAAGUGCUCAUCUCCAUCCAAGGUCUGAUCCUGGUUAAUGAACCUUACUACAACGAGGCUGGCUUCGACAGUGACAGGGGCCUGCAGGAAGGCUACGAGAACAGCCGCUGCUACAACGAGAUGGCGCUGAUCAAGAUGGUGCAGUCCAUGAGCACCAUGCUGCAGCACCCCGUGGAAGUCUUCCAGCAGGAGAUCCAGGAGCACUUCAGCUCCUGCGGCUGGCGCCUGGUGCACCGGAUCGAGUCCUGGCUGGAGCUGGACGGGGCCGUGGUGGAGCGCGGAGGCAAAGGGGCCGGAGGAGGAGGAGGAGGAGGAGGGGCGGGAGGUGGAGGAGGAGGUGGAGGAGGAGGCGGCGGCUUCCGCGACCGAGAGCCGCUGGAGGAGAUCCCCCAUGCACUGGCCCACAGCAGCCCCAGCAAGCAGGACCUGAAGGAAGAGGAUUUGGAGGACUCGGGCCUCAGCCCCUCAACUACCACGGGACCUGGGGGCUCGUCCGGGAGCACUUCCGCCCUGCAGCAGGACCUUAGCCAGAGCUCGGACGGUGAGGUCUUGGUGACCGGGAGCGCCAGUGGUGGGGCAGGUGAUGGGGUGGUGUUGACGCAGGGUUCGGGCGGUGCGUCGCAAGCCAGCGGCAAGGCAUCCCAGGAGUCUCAGCCCACGGUCAGACCAAAGAAGCGAAGAAAGAGCUACCGCAGCUUCCUUCCUGAGCGCAGUGGCUACCCGGACAUCGGCUUCCCACUAUUCCCCCUCUCCAAGGGCUUUGUGAAGAGCAUGUGUGGGGUGUUGCUGCAGUAUCGAGCCACCCUCAUCGCUGCUGGCAUCUGCGAGCACAGAGAGGACAAAUAAGACACUCAU
Clupea harengus (Atlantic herring) is the source of this 4477-nucleotide messenger RNA. RefSeq names its product (E3-independent) E2 ubiquitin-conjugating enzyme UBE2O (gene ube2o). The record is from RefSeq and is a predicted model, not a curated record. The transcript is spliced from 19 exons. Lineage: Eukaryota; Metazoa; Chordata; Actinopteri; Clupeiformes; Clupeidae. Bases 401 to 4468 code for a protein of 1355 amino acids. Gene Ontology annotation, molecular function: ubiquitin conjugating enzyme activity.